Messenger RNA from Diaporthe amygdali, 12003 nucleotides. RefSeq lists its product as uncharacterized. The coding region runs from base 1 to 12003 and encodes 4000 amino acids. Lineage: Eukaryota; Fungi; Ascomycota; Sordariomycetes; Diaporthales; Diaporthaceae. The record is from RefSeq and is a predicted model, not a curated record. The transcript has 4 exons.
AUGAGGACCGGCUUCAGGAACCACGGCUACUAUGGCCAUACCUUUGUGUUCUCGCGUCUGCUUUCAGGCAUUGCCCUCCUCGCCAUCAUCGGCCUGGUGGCCAGCUUCACAUCCAUCAUCAACAAGGCCAGCCUCGCUCCACCGCCACAACUUACUGGCGCCCUGAUCGUGAGCGCCGCCGCGUUGCUCUGGGUGCUACUUUCCUUCACAGCUUACGACGACACUCACAUUCCUUACCUGGCUACAGCCAUCGUCGACACCGUGUUUUUGAUCCCCUAUGUCGUGGUGGUGAUCAUCCUGGGUGGACAACUGAGCAAGACAGAGUGCUCGACUUUGCCGACCGAUUCUGGCAAUGGCACCACGCUGCAACUGAACCCGGCCGACAAUGCCGGCAAUGGAACUCUCUCAUACCUUACCUUCGUCGCCUCUGAUCAGAUGACUUGCUACAAGCUGCAAGGCACCUGGGGUCUUACGAUUGCGCUGUGCAUCUUGUUCACCUUUUCUGCACUCGCAGCAACUUUUAUGUUUAUGGGAAAGCGGAAAAAUGGCUACAACGGCAAGCCUAUCAAGGGCUACAAAUCUCCAGAGACGUGGACGAGUCAAAACGUGAACAACACGAGGAGCGCAGGACCUGGAUCACCAAAGAAGAGCAAGAAGUCGAAGCAGAAGAAACAACAGAACGGACAGAACCAAGCAUCGUCGUAUGACAAGGGCUACAGCUUUUUCAAGCCCUCUACUUGGUAUGCAUCUGGAAGCUCUUCUGCAAAUUCGUCAUCUUCAACUUCUCGCGGUAUCAACAACCCAGGUUCGAGCGGCAACUCUUCGUCGGCUCGAAACGUAACCAUGAACAACCAAGCACCCGACUUGUCGCCCAGCAAAAAUAUUUCAGAGCCACAAUCUGGCUCGUCUGAGACCCCCGGAAAGUGGAAUUUUGGAUUUGGAAGGCUCUGGAGGAAGGGUGGCCGUGGAGUCGACCGCCGCGACCGCUCCAAAAAUACCGCCCCACAUGGCCAUCAGCAGGAGGACAUCGCGCUUACGGAUGUACCCCAGGGGCGCAGGAACAACCAGAACACCACCAACACCUCUAGCAGCAGAGACAUUGGGGGCCAGCAAGGAGAAUCAAAAGGCAAGGGCUUCCUUGGUCUCUUCCGGUCCAAGGACAAAUCGAGAGACAUUUCGUCAACAUCCCCUCAGCCCAACAGAUCUCUUGACCCUCAAGGACGACCACUACAACCAUUCUCACCUGACAGUAACCAAGCAGGCAACUCUGCUCGGUCGCUGCAAGGUGCUGCCGUCGCCGACACAAGUAUGCCGGGCAAAAGGCAGGCCCCUCCUGCCCCGAAUGGCAGAGGCAAUGGUCGUCCCGGUCCCACAGCCCCUGGUAGAGGACAACCCAAUGGUCAAGGUUCCUCAUCAAAGGCCACGAUACCUAUGCCCUUUGACAACAACAACAACAAGGCUGGUCCAAAGAAUGGUAUACCCCCUCGACGUCAAGAUGGUCCCACCCCACCCCCUACCCAGGGCCCCAUCUCGUCGUCCGCAGGCGUGCAGCGCGGCAGAGGAAUGCCGCCGGCUGCAACUAAUGCAAACCCAAACAUGAAGGGCAGAAACCUCACCGCUGGCGCGGACCAACGCCCUGCAGCCGGUGCUACCAUCGGCAACCUCAACGCAAAAGGCGAGCGAAGCAUGGGCUUCCAGCGGCCUGGCGCGCCGAACGCUGCUGCUGGAUACACACAGCCGUCUGAUAUCCGGAAACCAGGAGGUGCUCCCAUCCCUGGACGUGACGGCCAGAAGUUGGACAAGAAGCAGACUGGUCUAAGUGAACCGAAUCGUUCUGUGCCUGGUCAACGACCCGUGCCUGGUGACAAAGAGAUCAUGACAAAGGAUGGGUCCUCAGCCAAGCCUGGAAACGGUUUUCUCUCCAACAUGAAGAAUCCCCUGAAGCCCAAGCAAGACAAGCAGGGCGAUGGAUUCCUGCCAGCUUCUUCCGCGAAUGACCUCCCUAAAAAGAGUCAAGAAGGUCGUGGCCCUCCAAUGCCCGAUCUCAAGAACCCUGCAAAACCGGCACAGGGCAAGAACGCUGUCGUUCAGCAGAACCUUCGCCCUACCGAGAGCCAAAAUCAGCAAGACGCGUCUCGUGGACUUGGUGUGCCAGGCAAAGGCAAGAAGGCCGCCGUCCCGCCAGCCAAGGGUGAGCAUCCACUGAGCAAUCGUGCACUGAGUGCAGCUGAGGCCAGCUACUUGGACACACCCCUAAACAAGGCCGCGGAGCAAGCUACUGGACGUGGCAAGACGCGCGCUGAGAAGAAGGGUGAGUUGGAGGCAAAGCCCAAGACUGGAGAGCCCCCAGUGAAGCAGCCCCAUCGCUUGCACCCUCAGAGGAACUCGUUCGAGUCUGACGCUGGUGCUGGUGCGAUUGUGGCUGGGAAUACGCCUCCGAACAAGCAACCGAAGCAGCCACAGCAAUCGGCUGGGAAGGGUCGGCCUGAACCUCAACCCGGACGAAACGUGGAGGCGGGCUUGCCUCCUCACAUGCCGCCUCAUCCAGAGCGUGACGGGAGAGGUCGUCUGGUUCCAGAGGCACAGCGCCACCCUGGCCCACCUAGCAAUGAGGUCAAGCCGAAUCCACCUGCUCAACCUGCAGCUGGACGCUUCCCCCCAGGCCAUCCCGAGAAUAAGCAAGGUCCUCCACCACAAAUCCGUGGCGGUAAAGACCUGCGGCCCGAUCAGCGCCCUGGUCCGAAUCAGGACGUGAAGGGUAGUUUGCCUCUGCGUGACGAGAAGGGACGCCCCAUGCCUCCACGGCCAACUGAUCGCGAUCUCCCUGGCGGACAGCAGCCCGUGUCCAAUGAACGUGGACGCCCUGUCCCACAACGCACAGCUGGUCCACCAGCCGCGCCGGCUGCUCUUGCUGCUGGCCAGCCUCCACAUCAAGCUCCUGCCAAGCUCGAUCCACGAGGCAGACCGGGUCCUGCACAGCAUACCACUGGGCCUGAGGUUCCUGGUGUACUUUCAGCAGGUGGCAGGAACCAACGCGAACCUCCCGCUAUGCGCAAUGAGCCCAAGCAACCGAUUAUCGCAGCUCGUGACGAACAUGCAAGGCCGCGUGGCGAGCCUGAGGUUCCGAACGCUUUGGCUCCUGGGCGGAAUCCACGUGAUGACCGAGCAAGACCGACACCUCAGAAGCAUGACGUUGAGGCGCAUAACAUUCCGAGUGCCCUAGCUCCUGGUGGUCGACCAUCUCAGGACUCUGUAAGAGAUGCAAAUGCUCCAAACGGCCGCCGCCCGCCUUCUCCCAGAGACGGCUCAAGACGGCCUGGCUCGCCUCGAAAUGGCAGUGGCCGACGCCGCUCUCCUCCAGGCCGCAACGCCGAUGGUCCUCAAAGGCCAUCGUCACCGCAGUCAUCGCGUGGACGACGCGCUGGGAGCCGCGGUCGUCAGCCGUCUCCGUCGAAAGGCAGACCUCCAUCGCCAUCCAAGCUGCGAGGACCCCCUGGUACCGACAAGAACCAGGGUGAGAUGUUCCUCGGAGACAACCACCCACGAAAUGUUGAUAAGAGCGGCCGCCCCAUGCCUCCUGUCACAGAGACAUCGAACCUGUCUGCGAGAAAUGAGCGGGAGAAGGGUCGUCCUAUGCCUCCUCGUGGUGCUGGCGUUCCUGAUGAGACAAUGCCUUUGCCACCAGCUCUGAGAGAUCCAUCAAUGGCCAACACAUCCUCUCCAUCUCGAGGACCACGUGGAGCGGCAGACCGCCAGCCUAUGAUGAAGGACAGCCGUCCCGUGCCUCCAUUCCCGGAAAGAUCUCUUGGACCAGAACCUCCUCACAUGCGUGGUGAGCGGGAACGGGGCCGGGAAAUGCCACCUGCUGUUGCCUCUGGAGAGCCAAUUCAACCGCCGCCUUUCUUGAGAGACCCAUCGGCAAGGAACGAGUCACCAGCAUCGCGAGGUAUGCCGCCAGUGUUGCCAGGGAGCCAGCCGCCGUCCCGAGAUGGACGUCCGAUGCCGUCCAACCAAGACAGGCCAUUGAACUCGGGGCCUACACCCUUGCGCAGCGAUCAAGGACGCCAAAUGCCUCCUGUUGGGGUUGGUGAGCCAGUGCUGCCACCGGCGACACUUGGGAACCCAGCUGCCACCAAGGAGCGAUCCACAUCGCGACCGCCUCCCAGACUCAGGGACCGGCAGUCUUUCUUCCAGCCUGGUAUGCCUUCUCAAGGCUCCGGUGCUGCUCCAAUGCCGAGAAUGCCCUCUCCGUCUCGGAGUGGGCCACGAGACCUGCCUUCUGAGUUUGCUACUCCCAAUGCUCUCCGUCCUGGACAAGGUGGCAACGAGAAGAAUGGCACUCGCAUGCCUGUGCCACCUAACGGCCAACCAAUCCCACCUCGGGAACCUGGCCUUGAUGGCCUCCGUGCUCCAUUGAGAGAUGACCAGAGAGGUCCUCGAGUCGAUGAGCGGAAUAUGUCAGACAAAUCGAAGGCACCGUCUAACCCUCGAGAACAAAGACCCCUUGUCAACGAAACGCCUGCUCCUCUCGGUGGCUCUGUAAAUGACCCUCGCAACCCAACCUCAAGAUCUCAGGGUCCUCGUGAAGAAAGGCGAUUUAUGGAUAUGAGACAGGCGCCUCUCCCAGGUGGUGUCAAGACAGACGGCCAUGGCGCACAAGCCCCUCCGUCCUCAUCACGAGAUGAGCCUACAAGAGACAACGCAAGGCCUUCUACUUCUUCUUCGCGGGACAUGAGCACUGGGGACGCACGGAGUGCACCAUCACCCGAGCCCUCCAGCGCUACGAGUACAAGCAGCCCUUCAAAGCCAAGCGGCUGGAUGAAGCGGCUGUUUGGAGGCAAGAAGGGAAAUAAGCAAGCUGAGGCAAUGACGACUUCCAAUAUACCACCUGAAACUGUUGCAAAACGACCAUCUCUGCUGCCACCAGGCAGGGAGCGACAAUCUGUCCUCUCUAAUGUGGCUGCCGAUGGGGCAGUGCAGCCUGAUCAGCGUGGUCGUGCUCUGUUGUCUGAACCAAAUGAAGUACGUCCCGACCAGCAGCAGGGCAGAGAUUUGCCCCGGGGACUAAAGGACCUCCCGCCCCUCCAAACUGGUGUUGAUGGCGCGCGAAAAUCUCUUAUGAAUCCCAGUAUUCCUCCCUCACGGAAUGGGCUGCCACCACCGCUUCCCGAACCGCCUGUUCGCGAGUCAAGGGGUCGUGCCUCGCCCUUCCCCGCGCGUCCCGGACAGAAGCCAUCGCCACCCAUGCCAACGGGAGCCAACGUCACCGAGCUUAACUCUGCCACGACUCCUUCACGGGAUCUGGCACAAGACCAGCAGCAAAAUUCGAAGAUGCCGCCUGUGACGGAGACAAAGGAGCAGAAGAAGGCGAACAGGAAGUCACAUGUGCUACCUGGUAUGAUGCCACCAAUGCCUGGUCCAGACGAGCCCUUGCCCGUUCCUCCGGUCCCUCAACCACCGUCCGCACUCAAAGACGGGGAUGAGCACCCAAAUCUUGGCAGUGCACAAAUGCCGCCGGUUCCAGUAUUGGACGAUAAGCAAAGGCGGGCCGCGAACAGGAAAUCACGAAUGACUGGCUUUGGUCCAGCAGAUGUUCAAAUGCCGCCUAUGCCUGGCAUGCCGGAGCAGCCUCCAGCACACCGAGACGCACUGCCAAUGGAUGGCAAGCCUCAUCGCAUGGGUCGUUCACGAUCUCCUUCGACUCGACGUGAGGGUCCAGGAAUGUCCAUUGACAAUGACGCCCCGGCCGUGCCUGAUAUGCCGUCCUCGUUGCGCCCUGGCGUCUCCGACGAAAUGCCGCAAGGACUACGAGACCUGGUGGAUGAGUCUGCGAAGGAGAAGCCCGGCAUGAUGCCUCCACCAAUGGGUAUGAGGAGAGGACUUCCAUCAAGGCCAACCCCGCGUGGAAUGGCCAAGGAACCUUCUCACCCCGCCGACAACGGUUUUGCUCCACAACCAGCUCCCGGAACGGAGGCGUCAGACCUGCCUCCUUCCCUGAGGCCAGGACGACCGGAUUUGAAGCUUGACGCCAAGGAUGGCGAGCAGUUUCCUCUGGCGGCUGGCACUAUCCCAGCCAAUUCUCGAGAAAUGGGAUCAGAGAACUCAGAUAUGCCCAGCAGCCCCAAGUCCAAGAUGGCCAAGCGCGGCAAGGACAAGGGGCAGACCCGCCAGCCUCUCUCUCCCCUCGAUGGAAACAUGUCUCCUCGGUCACCGUUCGGUGCAGAAUUUGGAAACAUGCCUCCUUCAUCGCAAAAGCCUACUAGCCCUAAGUCUAACAAGCUAAAGGAUCUCUUCGGCAAGGGCAAGGGCAAGGGCAAGGACGGCGUCUCUCGGAACAUGGGCUCGCCAACAAUCGGCAACGAGAAGCCGUUGUCGCCCACGUCUAGAUUGGCAAACAUGGAGAAGGAACUGGACAGCAUUUCAGCAUCCCGUCCAGUCAGGAGCGAGAAGGAGCGGUUCUCAGAUGCGUCUUUCACAGAAUCGAUGCUCAACUCGCCACCUCAAUCCUACAGUGCCUUCACCUCGGAGACGGACAAGGGUCGCGAGGACAUCUAUGGGCGAACACCCAGGGAUGGUCCAGGAUCGCUUGCUGAUAGGAAGAACGGUCAUCUUGAUUCUGCGCAGUCUGCGUCUAAGGACAAGUCUCGUGGCCUCCCAGGUGACAGGAAGGAUGAGUCUUCCCUCAAGGAAGAGUCGAAGCCUGACUUCCUUGGCGGUCUCUUCGGUGGCAAGGACCAGAUGUCUCCCAUCGGCUCACCUAUCUUGGGAGAUGAUGAGUCGUGGGCGGUAGGCAAGGAUUCGAAGGCCUCUGGCGACAAGAAGCCUGGUUUCUUUGGACUUGGAGGCGGCAAGAAGGACAAGAAGGAGCGACGUGGCUCACGAGGAUCCAUGUCUGGGUCUCCAACAUUCAUGAACGACGCCUCGCGUUCACCUGAGCUGGGUGAAACUUGGUCGACCAGUGAUGUGAUUGACGAGAAGAAUCCACGUGACAAGACUACUGGCUUGUUUGGCCGUGGCAAAGACAAGACCAAGUUCGGAUCUAAGUCGCCUACAGAAGAGAAGCACGGCAUUUUUGGAUUCGGUAAAAGCAAGGACAAGGGCAACAAGCUCCAACCUGGCUCUCCAGGAGAGUCCCCGAUAAUGGAAGAGAGACCUCCUCUGGAUCCAUGGUCUAUAGAGGACGAUUCGCCUGUCGAGAAGAACCCCGACGAGAAGAAGACUGGGCUGUUCAGCAAGUUCGGAAAGGGCAGAGACAAGAAGGACAAGUCAGGUUCUCCUCUUGGCUCGCCGACCUUGAGGGACUCCUCAGCCAUGUCCCCCGGCUUGGAGCCAUUUUCCGCAGAUGAGGAUGGCAUGCCUGGAUCUGAAGACAAAGGAACCGGCCUGUUCAGUAGAUUUGGCAAAGACAAGAAGCAACGCCGAGGAUCGAAGUCAGACCCAAUCUCUCCUGAUCGGGACUCAAUGCUGCUAGAUUCUGCCGACGAUCAGCUCGAAGACACCAUGCCGGGAGAGAAGAAGUCAGGGCUCAAGGGUCUCUUCAGCAAAGACAAAGAUAAGAAGAAACGAAGAGGAUCCAACUCGGAGCCACUGUCACCCGGCAAGGAAGGAUCCUUGCCUGGAUCUCCAACCAUGAUGGACGAUCAGCAACUUGGAAGCAACGGCCAAGUGAUGAUACCAGCUCUGCUCGUUCUCCAAGGACAGUCGCAGCCAGGUUCUCCAGUGCUAUCUGGCGAGAAGAAGCCUGGUCAAUCUGACGCGCAAUCUAUCGAUGGCGACCUCGAUGAAAGGCCUCUCUCGCCUCAGCUAGACGCCUCUUCCCCAUCUGAGAAAGACAAGAAGAACAAGAAGGGCAAGGGCCUGUUCGGUCUUGGAAAAAGCAAAGACAGCAAGAACAGAGACUCUGUCUUGUCGCCUACCGAUGACACCUUCGACGGCCAAGACAGCCGGCUAGGCUCGCCUGAGCUCGGGUCCCCUGUGUCGCCCGACAUGGACAAGAAAGACAAGAAGGGUCUAGGACUGUUCGGGCGCUUUGGCAAGAGCAAGGACGGAGAAGUGACACCGACGUCGAUGGAUGGCUUUGAUGGUCAUGAUGAUCAGCCACUAUCACCUAAGCAAGAUUCUCCUAUGUCACCUGAAGUGGGCAAGAAGGACAAGAGCGGCAAGGGCAUCUUCGGAUGGGGCAAGAAUAAGAACCGAGACAGCCUUCGAACCUCGCCGGUCGAUGACGAUUUCAACCUUAACGACAGCCCUCCGCGAUCACCGGGUAUGGAAUCGAACCCACGCCUGUCUGCCGAUAUGGACUCACUCCCAGCGAACUCACCACCAAUAGCCGAGUCUCCCGUCUUCGAGGACUCGAUGGCCUCGCCUCGGCAAUCCCUCGGCGGCAACUCUCCUCUGUAUUCCGAGGAGCCGAUGAGCCCCAACGAGCCGGAGAAGAUGAAGCCUGCACCUCUGAACAUCAAGGACAAGAUGCGCAAGUUCUUUGAUAAGGUCGGCGGCGUCGAUGGCGAGAAAGACAACCGCCGCCGGUCGAGCCGCGACUUUGACACUGCCCCCAUGGCGUUGGAUGAUGGUGACAGGUUCGACCAGCAGGAUGACUUCAGCACGAGCAACAUGCCGCCCUCACCUGCAGGUGGCAUGGAUAGCUUCGAUGGUAACAACAGUAUGCCUCCUUCGCCUGCGGGUGGUAUGGACAACUUCGACACCAAUAGCAUGCCUGCCUCGCCUGCUGGUGGUAUGGACAAUCUAGAAUCAAACAGUCUCCCACCAUCGCCUGCUGGCGAAGACAAUUUCGGAAUGGACAACAGCGUGCCUCCCUCGCCCUCGCACGACAUGGGAGGAGAUGCCGAGUCCAUGCCCGCGGAGUCACCCGUUAUGGACAACUUUGCCUCCGAUGAUGCCGGUGGUCUUGGAUCGCCUGGCAUGGACGCCCAGUCGCCGGUUGCCCCAAUGGACAGCUUUGAUGAUGGAACGCCCGAAGAGAACGGGAUGCCCUCACCGGCGCCUGACAUGGGCAUGCCGUCGCCAGUCCAGUCCGAGUUUGCUGCUCCAGCUGAUAUGGCCGACGAGCCUGAGCCCAUGGAUAUGGGAGCUGUCGAGGAGACUCCUCUUUCUCCACCUGCUGGGUCCGACUCACGCGACAUGGGCAUGCCUGCAGAGUCGCCAGUCAUGGACAAUUCCGAGGAAGCACUCCCGUCGCCCGCUGAGGAUGACUUUGGGGGCCCUGCUAGCCCUGCUGGCGGCAUGUCUUCGCCUCCGCCUGCCUUCGAUGACUUCGGGGGCGAUUCGGCCCCGGUCGAAGACUACUCUGAGCCUGCACCCGCAAUGGAUGAUUUCGGUGGCGAGCCGGGUUCUUUCGACGAUGGCUCGUCGGCUCCCGAGCCCGCUUUUGACGACGCCGGUGACAACUUUGACGGUGAUAACUUUGGCGAUGACGCUCCAGCUGAUCUCGAAAUGGACCAGGGUCUCGAUAUGGAGGAGCCUAUGCCAGAAAUCGAGCCUGAAAGCGAUAUGCCAGCGGGAGACUUUGAAGAGCCUCUCGAUGCCGAUGAGCCCUUGGACAGCUUCGAAGACAAUGUCGAAGGUGUUGAAGAGGAGCCAAUUCUGGGAGACGAAGAGCCGCUCGGUCUUGACGACGGGGCCGAGGGCGAACUCGACAACAUGGACGAGGGUGAUCGCGGCCUCGACCUAGAGGAGCCCUUGGACGAGGGCGACAACGGAGAAUUUGACGACCAACCUAUGCCUGAAGAUGACGAGAUGAUUCCGGAGGACGACUUUGGCUCCGCUGACGAACCGGCUGAUUUCGACGAGCCUGAACCAGAGCCCAUCAUGGAUGACCCAAUUAUGGAUGACCCAGUUAUGGAUGACCCAGUUAUGGAUGACCCAGUUAUGGAUGACCCAGGCAUGGAUGACCCAGGCAUGGACGAGCCAUUCGAAAGUCUCGAUGACGGCGGUGACCGCGGGCUCGACGAUGAUUUCCAGCCAGAAGAACCGAUGCUAGAUGACUUCGACGGCGGGGAUGAGCCUCAGCUAGAUGACGAGUUCGCAGGAUCUGAGGGUGGAGGGGACUUCGCCGAAGACUUUCCCGGAGACGCCGGCGAGGAAUUCCCUAUCGAAGACGACCUAGAAGGCGACGGAGAUCGCGGAUUGGACGAUGGCAUGAUGGACGACGGCUUUGUCGACGAUCAAGGAGACGCGGAACCAGAAUUCGAUGAUGGUAUGAUGGACGAUGAAUUCGCCGACGACCAGGGUGAUGAAGAACCAGAAUUUGAUGAUGGUAUGAUGGAUGAUGAGGGUGUUAUGGACGAAGAAGGUAUGAUGGACGACGAAGGGAUGAUGGACGAUGAAGGGAUGAUGGACGAUGAGGGUAUGAUGGACGAAGAAAUUAUGGAAGACGAAGAAGGCGACGGAGAUCGAGACCUUGAUGAAGACAUGAUGGAUGGUGAAAUCAUGGAAGAUGAAGAGGGUCUAGACGAUGUUGGCGACGAGGAAUUUGAAGGAGAAGACGGUGAAGAGAUUGAAGAGGAUAUGAUGGAUGGUGAACUUGGAGAGGACGAAGAAGGCAUUGAUGGUGAUGAGUUCCCAGAGGAGGAAGAAUUCCCAGAAGAGGAAGAAUUCCCAGAAGAGGAAGAACUCCCAGAGGAGGAAGAGAUCGAGGAGGAAAAUGAAGACAUGGAGGAAUUGGGCAGUGGCGGCGAAGAGGGCGAGGAGGAAGAGGAGGGAGAACUUGAAGACGAUGAGGCCUUGGAAGACGAGGAGCCCUUGGAAGACGAGGAGCCCUUGGAAGACGAGGAGCCCUUGGAAGACGAAGAGCCCUUGGAAGACGAAGAGCCCUUGGAAGACGAAGAGCCCUUGGAAGACGAGGUGGGCGAUUCGGAACCUGGCUCACCAACUGGCUCUGAAGGCGAUCGCGACAUGGACGAAUCGGCCGAAGAAUUGGAAGAUGAAGAGGAAGAGGAAGAGGACGAGGACGAUGGGCUCGACGAUGAAGAUCUCCAAGGGAUCAUGGACGAUUCGAACCCUGGUUCACCGACUGGCUCAGAAGGGGAGCGUGGCUUGGACUCUCCAGGCGUGGAGGAGUCACCCGAGGACCCUGAAAAUGACGAAGAGCAAGAAGACGAGGCAGAACUGGACGAACAGACCGACGAGCCCGGGAGCACAAGCGAUGUCCGACUAUCCCAGCUCUACAGACAAUCCGCGAUCUUUUCACCUGUUCUCACAUCACCUCUCCCACCGAGCCCGCCACCUGAGCAGGACACAAACAGCCCGCAAGACGAGGACCUGGACUCCAUGGACCCAGUCCGUUACUCGCAUUUGUACCGGCAGAGUGUUGAUCUCGACAUGGCUCUAACUCUCCAGUCGCCCAACUCGGACGGUGGCUUGUCUGCCAUCGCUGAGUCCCCGACCAUGGAACAGGGACAGACCUUUGAUGUCCCUGUCAUGGCUCCAGUCCCUGACUUCGCAAAGACGCGGAGCGCGAGGAUGUCAGCAAGGAUGUCCACGAUGUCGCAGGCAUUGAGCCCCAUCGCCGCUAGUCCAUUGUCUCCUCGCCCGCUGGCGACUCCUCCACCAGAAGAAGAGGAGGACGACAUGGAUCAGGCUGAACAGCCCGAGUAUGACCCGAAUUAUGAUGUCGAGCGUGCCGUCUCCCCUGAAGAGGAGUUCGAAAACUACUACGACGAGGACGACGAGUAUGAGCCACAUGACCAGCGUGGCUCCGGCCCCACAGGCCCGCAGACAUUCGACGAGAUGAAUCUGUCUCCUCGGCCCGGUCCUUCGCCAUCAGAGCGAUACAGCUAUCAUGAGGACCUGGAGCAAGGCCCGCCAAUGACGCCGUUUACUCCAAACGGCAACCGCAAGACUUUACGUGAGCGCAUGUCUGGGUGGUGGGCGCAAGGCGCGGUUCAGGACAGCCAAGGCCAAACUUACACACCACCGCCUCCGAUGCCUUAUGACAGUGGCCGGUUCAGAGGAGAAGCCGAGAGCCCUACUUCGUAUGUCUAG